UGGUGACGUACUUCCUCCUUUCACUCUUCUUCACGUUAAAGGACAAACUUCAGCUUUUCCUUUUAAAUUAGAAACCGAAUUCUUGGAUUCGCACAUUGAAGCUUUUUAUUAUCUUUAUUUUAAUCGGAAUUGAAAAGCUUGGUGGCGGACACUAAAUCGGGCGGAACCUCCUCUUUGUUCGCCUGUGUUCAGUCCGGAUGAAGUAGUUUCCGGGAGACGGUACCAGCAGUAAACAUGGCGGAGGAGCUGCUGGAAGCGGUGGACAGACUUCAGUCGCGGCUCCAGGAGAACCAGGAGCCGAGAAAGCUACUGAAGACGCUCAAACGACUCGGGGAACUUCCCAUGACUGUGGACAUACUGGUGGAAACUGGAGUGGGAAAGGCUGUGAACUCGUUCAGGAAACAUGAAAUCGCUGGAGAAGUUGCAAAAGGCCUCAUAGCCAAGUGGAAGAAACUGGUUCCUCAGUCUGCAGACAGACCCAACAGUCACGCCAUAGAAGCCUCUCGGCCACACCCCCACUCUCGAGGCCCAGAGGCAGGUGAUGGAGGAGUUCACAGACGUACCCGGGAGCCCUCCCCCGAGGAAGAGCCCUCCUACAUGGAAGAGGAGGAGGCAGAGGAGGAAGAGGAGAGAGGCUACCACACCAACUACUCCCCCUCUCCUCCCCAACACAGGCAGUACAGCCCCCCACAGCGAGGAGGCUACCAAUCAGACGAGUAUGAGAGCCCCGAACCUGAACCUGAACGUGAACCUGAGCCUGAACCUGAACCUGAGCCUGAGCCCAGUCCUCCUCACAAAGAAGUCCGCCACGCCAAACCAUACAGAGAUCCCAGCAAGAACCACCACCACGGGGAUCGAAGCAGGGAGCGCGACGAGGAACGACGGCAACGCCACACAGAGACAAGUAGCAAUCGAGGAGGAGGAGGAGACGACGACGACGAAGACGAAGAAAAGAAACGUGGUGCAGACAGAGAGAGACGACAGAGUCCGGUACAGAAGCCUGCAAAACAAAGGAAGUCCACCACGCACGAGAGCAAGAGGGAAGAGAAGAAGAAAGGCGGAGAUGAAGGGCGACCACGAGCACCGAAGGAAUCUCUAUCCAAGGAGGUGGAAGAGGACUUUGAGAGUCCCACCAUGUCCUUCGAGUCCUUCCUCACAUACGAUGCCCCAAUGGCUGUCAAGAAGAAGAAGAAGCCAUCGUCAUCGUCGUCACACAGUCGGCCGUCUCACUCAUCGUCCUCCUCAUCGUCUUCCCAUCGAACUCGCGCCCCUCCACCGCCUGCCACCUCCUCCUCCUCUACCUCCUCCUCUAAAGCGAGCAAGGCGAACGGCGCUCAGAGUAAAAAGAGAUCACAUUCAAGCUCCAGCUCCUCCGCUGCUGCCCCGACGCCAGAGAAACGAAAGAGGAUGGUCGAAGCCGUUCCGACUCUGCCUGAAAUCCCUCUGCCAGCAAUUCAACCCAAUUACAGACCCCUACCGUCCCUCGACAUCACACCGCUGUCCCCUCAGAGACGUAAAGUUCCUGUCCUCAACGAGGAAGAGGACUCUGGCUUCACAGGGAAACGGUUCAACUCCAAGAUGGUGGUCUACUCAGGGUCGAAGACGGCUUACCUGCCCAAGAUGAUGACUCUGUACGAGCAGUGUAUCCGCGUGCUGCAGAACAACAUCGACUCCAUCGAUGAGGUGGGAGGAGUUCCAUACGACAUCCUUGAACCGGUUCUGGAGCGAUGUACGCCAGAGCAGCUGUACCGCAUCGAGCAGAGCAACCAGUGUUUCACGGAGGACUCUGAUGAGUUGUGGAUGCGUCACUGUGCACGGGACUUCAAGCGAGCGUCUCCACAGGAGUACGAGUCGUGGAGGGAGAUGUACCUGAGGCUGCACGACGAGCGCGAGGAGCGACUGAGGAGGCUCACCCAGAACAUCACGUCUGCACACGCCAACAAGCCCAAAGGACGGCAGGUAAAGAUGGCGUUUGUAAAUUCCGUCGCCAAGCCACCUCGUGACGUUCGCCGCCGACAGGAGCGGUUCGGCACGACCAGCGGUUCGUCAGCUGCCUCCACCGCAGCGUCAGCUCCCAUCAAAAUAAGGCCGGCUACCAUAAACUACGCUGGUGAAACCAGUCGCGCGUCUUUAUCCGAAAACAACCCUUCGCCCAGCUCGUCCCGCUCCUCCGCACCAAGUGGAGGAGCGGGAGGAGGAGGAGGGGGAGGGGGCAGCGGUGCCGGGGGAGGAGCAGCGGGACCUGUCGCCCGGGACAAGCCACAGGUCAAAAAAAUCGCCCCCAUGAUGGCCAAAACUAUCAAAGCGUUCAAGAACAGAUUCUCCCGCCGAUAGACAGAGACUGUGAAUGUAUUUUAUGAAUUCCAUCUCUGUUUUAAUUUAAGUUUAGAAAGAUUUUACUGGAGACCCCUUCAUCCCUACACACACGCACACACACACACACACACACAGAGACACACACACCCUUACCCACCAAACACAACAUAUGUGAACUUUACAGUAUUGGUGGAAAAAUGAUUAUUUAAUCCAAGCAGUGGCGUCUGUUUGGGGUUUUUAAACAAGUAUUUGAAAUGUGAACGGUGGGACGACUGUGCUGAGGAUAUUAAGGAAAUCAAGAGAAACUAGUUGCCAACUUUUUACAGGACGCAAAAGGACACAAACACAAAGUCUGUUACUUUUUCUUAUUUUUUUAAAGGAACAGUUUGACAUUUGGGGAAAUACACUUAUUCACUUUCUUGCUGGGAUUUAGACGAGAAGUAGAUCGAUGUCAGUCUCUGGUUUUUAAGAUGAAUAUGAAGCAGCAGCAUAAAGACUGAAAUCAGGGUGAAACAGCUAAUCCGGCUCUUUUCUAUGAUAGAAAAUGAUCUACCACCACCUUAAGCUGGUAGAUUUUAUUGGUGUUAUUCAGUUUUUAAAAGAUUUAUUUAAGCAGUUAUAUUUAUAUAUCUUUUAAAUUUCUGGGUACAAGUCACCAGAAACUAAAGAAAACUAUGAAGUAUCUAAAUGUUCUCUAGGAGCCUACGCCAUAUCGGCCCCCAUAAUCCAGUCUGCUCCAAAAUUUUAUAGAUUCUUCCUUGUUCCAUGUUCCACUCUUCUACCAAGUUUCAAUAAAAUCGGUUUUGUAGUUUUUGCAAAAUCCUGCUGACAAACAAAAGUGAAAACUUAAACUUAGAAUCCACAGAAGCAGCCGCUUACAUGAAACAACAUCCACUCGACAGCGCCCUCUAUAGUCACACUUUAUUAUGGUCACUCAAUAUGUUCUUAGCAUAUUACCCUUCCACCACCAAGGAUAGUUUAUUUACACUUUGUUUUUGUGUCAACUGGUGAGGGUCAGAAGUGCUGAUUCUGUAAAAGCUGUUUCUCCUCAUUUCAGGCAUUUAUGCUAAGCUAAGCUAACCGGCUGCUGCGUUUAGCUUCAUGUUUACUGGACGGACAUGAGAGGCAUCAAACUUCUCGUCUUACUCUCGACAAGAAAGUGAAAUAGCACAUGUCAAACUUUUAUUGGGUUCGGAAGGUUGGAACCUGACGGCCGGGGUCUUUCUGUGUGGAGUUUGCAUGUUCUCCUCGUGUCUGUGUGGGUUUUCUCAGUCCAAAGACACGUAGGUCCAAUUGAAGACACUAAAUUUCCCGUAGGAGCGAAUGUUAGCGUGAAUGUUUUUUUUUUGUCUUGACAUGUCGGCCAUGGCAAUCUGUCCAGGGUGAACCCCGCCUCUCACCCAGUGUCAGCUGGGAUUGGCUCCAGCCCCCUCAUGACCCUCAAAGGGUAAAUGGUACAAAUAAUGAAUGAAUGAAUUGUGGGAGAGAAAAGUUGUGCUUUUAAUUUUAUGAGUCGUUUGUUUCAUUUUUUUCUCAACCAAAUCGAACACUGCGAUAGGAAAACUUUUAGACAUUUGUUUUGUCUUUUUAAUUGCAUGCAUUGUGCACGUCAGCUGCACCUGAAAUAUCAACCGGCUGGUGAGAGACUGCACAUUCAAACAUGAUUUGCCUGGUGCAUUUUUUUAAUUUGUGGGGCUAAAAAUUAUAUCAGUGAACUACACACACACACACAAACACAUUUUCGACUUGUUUUAACCCUCCUGUGGCUUCAGCUCAUGUUUUCCUGCUGUCCAAUGUGUGUGUCCUCUUUAAAUCUGCUUCACUGUGACAAAUGGUUUGAAUGAAAGCUGAAGUGGUGACGAGGGAAAAACGACCAUUAGGAAAGAAGCUGGUCAGACGGCUGCGGCUUCAGUCUACAGCGAUGAUGACUUGUAUUUAUUUUCAACCCUGGGACCCGGCACUCCAUCACACGGCCCUGAAAGGAAGUAGAUUAAAAAUUGUAAUUUUAUUAGAUUUUAAAAAAUGUUAUAUGGUCAUUUUUAUUAAAAUUGACUUUUUGCCCUUGAA
This is a messenger RNA of Pleuronectes platessa (European plaice), 4383 nucleotides long. It is a transcript of the gene eloa, whose product is annotated as elongin A. Bases 235 to 2334 code for a protein of 699 amino acids. Gene Ontology annotation, cellular component: nucleus; elongin complex. The transcript is spliced from 12 exons. The record is from RefSeq and is a predicted model, not a curated record. Gene Ontology annotation, molecular function: protein binding. Gene Ontology annotation, biological process: transcription elongation by RNA polymerase II. NCBI's taxonomy places the organism in Eukaryota, Metazoa, Chordata, Actinopteri, Pleuronectiformes, Pleuronectidae.